Molecule: messenger RNA, 417 nt
Organism: Prosopis cineraria
Lineage: Eukaryota; Viridiplantae; Streptophyta; Magnoliopsida; Fabales; Fabaceae
Exons: 3
Coding region: 22-417 (131 amino acids)
Source: RefSeq, a predicted model, not a curated record
ACUGAUCUGACAGGAAUCGUUAUGAGCAAGAGUCCAGCCAUACUGCUCAUGGCUUGCUCUCUCUCACCAUUCUGUAGCUUAAGCCAAGCUUUUUGCAGGCACAAUCUUUUCCACUACCCCAAAAUGAGAGCCCAGAAGCUCAGAGAUAAUGGUGAGUCUGGAAAUAUUGUUGAUGCAAACAUGAGGGUUUUGAGAGAGAGAAUGAGGCACGUGAAGAAGAAAGAGAUGGCGAUGAGUACAAGAGGGUGGAAUUAUAAGCAAAGUUAUGAUGAUCACCAUAAUAUGCACAAGAGAGAAGCUGUGAUAUCAGAAAUUGCAGAGACGAUGGGUUUGGCUUGUGGUGCAAUUGGACUUGUGUUUCUCAGUGGUUCUCUUUGCAUCUUCCUUGUGUCUUUCCUAAUUUCUCAUCAUGUGUAA